AUGAAAUAUCCAACAUCGUUGACUGUUUGUAUAUCAUUAUUGGCUGUAAGAUUGUUCCAUCUAUAUAUAAUUCGUUCAUUUUAUGUCCCAGAUGAAUACUGGCAGUCUUUGGAGAUAGCUCAUUAUAUUAAUUUUGGUUUUGGAUACCGCACUUGGGAGUGGAUUGUCGGUAUAAGAAGUUACUUAUCCAUUUCAUGGAUUGUAAUAAUAUACAAGAUUUUAAAUUUUUUCUCCCUGGACACAUUACAAUUUUUAAUAUGGAGUCCACGCUUUAUACAAACACUUUUUUCAACAUUCUCAGAUUACUGUUUUGUGUCCUGGGUACAGAAAAACUCUAAAUAUUCAAAUGUAUUUUGGCCAGUCGUUUAUUAUAUGUCAAAUCCGUUUUUGGCAUAUUGUUCGACGCGUACCUUAGUCAACACAUUGGAAACCAACUUGACAACAAUUGCCUUAUAUUAUUACCCUUGGUCAUUGAGAAAUAAAGACGUCAAAUUUUUAUGGAUAGUAGCUCUUGUUUGUGUUAUGCGCCCAACAGCAAUAAUAGUGUGGCUACCAUUAAUCGUAUUUGAUUUUUUUGCUCAUAAACGUUACACUCUAAAUAACCUAGCAAGGUAUAUUUGUAUUGGUUUGACGUCACUUAUUCUUUCUAUAACAUUAGAUACAUACUUUCACGGUUCUUUUGUUGUUACACAGUGGAAUUUUUUGUAUUAUAAUAUUAUAAAAAAAGUCAAUGCUCAUUAUUCCGUUGAACAUUGGUAUUGGUACUUUGUCUGUGGAUUACCACCAGUGUUAGGACCUAUAUUUUUUAUAUUCAUUUAUUGUUUUAUAAAAAAAAUAAGACAGUUUGAUCUUAAUGAUACUGAUUCCAAGUUGAUAAUCACAGUAUUUUGGUCUUUGUCAGUGUUAAGUAUGAUUACUCAUAAAGAACAAAGAUUUCUACUUCCAUUGUUUCCUAUGAUAUUCUUUAUUACAUCUCAACAAAUUUCCAUAGUUUGUAGAAAGUUUAUAAAAUUAGGAAUCUUAACGGUCAUAUUAAAUAUCAUAGUAUUGAUUUAUUUGGGGCGGUAUCAUCAAAUUGGGUCUAUCAGGGUUAUGCCACAUUUAGCUAAGAUACCACAAAAUUCAACAUUAUUAUUUCUAAUGCCAUGUCACUCAACUCCACUUUAUAGUCAUCUUCAUUUGAAUAUAUCUGCAAGGAUUUUAACAUGUGAGCCAAACCUAAACGACAUUUCAAAUUAUACUGAUGAAGCUGAUAUAUUUUUUGAAAAUCCUAAUAAGUGGCUUGAUGAGUCGUAUUCUGCUGAAAGUAAUAAUAAUUUACCAACACACAUAGUUAUGUUUGAUGUAUUAUCAAACACAUUACAUGCAUUUUUGACUAAAGGAAAAUACAAGAAUGUUUUGUCAAUAUUUCACACAGAUUUUCCAUCUACGAAAAUUGGACGGUACAUAAAUGUGUUUUCACGUAUUGAAUACCCUAGGCAGUAUAAUUAUAUUGAAGGUCGUUUUCGGUAA
Molecule: messenger RNA, 1512 nt
Organism: Macrosiphum euphorbiae (potato aphid)
Lineage: Eukaryota; Metazoa; Arthropoda; Insecta; Hemiptera; Aphididae
Source: the annotation of a GenBank genome assembly